AUGUCCCCAGAGAUUGGUAGACUGACGAAUUUGCAAACACUGUCAAAGUUCAUUGUGGGCAAACAGAAUAUGCCAGGACUAAAAGAGUUGAUGAAUGUGAGGCUUUUACGGGGAAGUAUUUCUAUUCAAGAGUUGCAAAAUGUAACAGAUGCUCGAGAUGAAAAUGAGGCGAAUUCAUGGGCUGGGCAAGACAUUGAAGAAUUAGAGUUGGCAUGGAGUAGCGAGUUCAACGAUCUUCGAAAAGAAAAGCUUGAAUUGGAUGUGCUUGCGAAGCUAAAACCACACAAACACUUGAAAAGGCUCACUAUUGAGUUCUACGGGGGCACAAAAUUUCCAAGUUGGAUAGGUGAUCCAUCAUUCUCUGAAAUAGUGAAGCUGACUCUUGGAGGCUGCAGAAAAUGCAGAUCCUUACCGGCACUGGGGCAACUACCCAAGCUCAAAAAGCUACACAUCCGAGGCAUGCAUGGAGUACAAAAAUUGGGAGUUGAGUUUUACAAGGAUGAUUUUUGUCUGGGACAUCCCUUUCCGUCAUUGGAAAGUUUGAUAUUUGAAGACAUGCCGGCGUGGGACGAAUGGUCAUGUUCUAUUGGUGUUGAAGAAGCUACAAGUCAAUUCCCUUGCCUCCGCGUGUUCAGAAUAAUUGAUUGUCCUAAAUUGAUUAGGGUUCCACUUUUGAGGCUUCCCUCUCUUGAAACAUUAUAUUUGGAAGAGUGUCAUGAGGCGGUGCUAAAAAGUAUUGUUGAUGUGCAGUCGUUGGUAGGGCUUCAAAGUCUUGUCAUCAUAGGAUGCAACCAACUUGUGUUCUUUGCAAAGACAGGUUUCUCGCCCACGCUCAAAUCUCUUACAAUACGGAAAUGCGAGGCAUUGACCUCUCUGCCAGAUGGCAUGUGCGGACUUGAAAGCUUGGAAAUUGAAGAAUGUUCAUCAUUGACGUCUCUGCCCGAUGGCAUGUGCGGACUUGAACACUUGGAAAUUAAUAGAUGUUCAUCAUUGACGUCCUGGCCCACCGUUGGGUUACCCACAGCCCUUAAGGUUCUUACAAUUAGAGAUUGCAUGAAUUUGGAGUAUUUUCGGAAGGUUUCAGAGCCGACGAUGAUGCUACAGCAGAAGGAGAAGGAAGAUGACUUUAACAACAUCAAUGUUAUUAAUAUGUCAUCACUUAUAUGCUUAAUCAUCUCGAAGUGGCCAAAGGUUGGAAUGUUACUACUACCUGGGGUUGAGGGGUGCGUAAAUAAUAAUAAUUUCGCUAGUCUCCGUCAAUUGAGCAUACACGAUUGCGAUGUCUUGGAGUCGUUGUCCUUCCCAGAAAGAGGCUUACCCAACCUCAGAUUACUUCGUAUCCGGAGUUGCGUGAAUCUCCAAUCCUUGGCUAUGACCAACCAGAUUCUUCAAAGCCUCGAAUCCCUUCAAAUCUGCAUUUGUGAAAGUCUGGAGUCCAUGUACUUCCCGGAAAGAGGAGGCUCUACCCCCAACAACCUCAGAUGGCUUACAAUCAUAUAUUGUUCAAAUCUGAGGCGGUUGCCAUUUUUUGAUCAGAAUAGUCAAACCCUAAGUGAGCUCACAAUAUAUGAUUGUCCAUGUAUUAUGACGUCCUUUCAUCAAGGGAAUUGGAAUUUGCCCCCCAACCUAAUCAAACUUACUAUUGGUGAUAAUGGGAAAUUAGAGAAGCCCUUGUCGGAGUGGGAUCUGCAAAGACUCACCUCUCUUCGACAAUUCGAAAUUGGUGGUGGAUAUCCAGAGCUGGUCUCCUUUCCUCCUCCUGAUCUGCUUCCUUCAACUCUAACCUCAUUAUGGAUCGAGAAGCUGCCGAAUCUGGAAUCCAUACCAUUGAAGGCCCUCCAAAAUCUCACCACUCUUCAACAUCUAGCCAUCUCUCACUGCCCUAAGCUUCGAUCCUUGCCAAAGGAAGGCCUGCCUUCCACACUUCUAAGUCUUGAGUUGGUUCGUUGUCCACAUCUUAGAGAACGAUGCCAAGGUGACUACUGGCCCAACAUCCCCUACGUCAAUUUAGAUGCCCUGGACACCCGACAUUUUUAG
This is a messenger RNA of Cornus florida, 2037 nucleotides long. Its product is annotated as putative disease resistance protein At3g14460. The coding region runs from base 1 to 2037 and encodes 678 amino acids. The transcript has a single exon. The record is from RefSeq and is a predicted model, not a curated record. Lineage: Eukaryota; Viridiplantae; Streptophyta; Magnoliopsida; Cornales; Cornaceae.